Limulus polyphemus (Atlantic horseshoe crab) is the source of this 353-nucleotide messenger RNA. Its product is annotated as WD repeat-containing protein 19-like. Gene Ontology annotation, cellular component: intraciliary transport particle A; cilium. The transcript is spliced from 3 exons. Gene Ontology annotation, biological process: intraciliary retrograde transport; cilium assembly. The annotation marks the transcript as partial. The record is from RefSeq and is a predicted model, not a curated record. NCBI's taxonomy places the organism in Eukaryota, Metazoa, Arthropoda, Merostomata, Xiphosura, Limulidae.
UACAGAAAUGCCCAUGAUGUGUUAUUCAGCAUGUAUCAGGAACUAAUGAGGCAGAAGAUCAAGAUUCCCACAGAAAUGUACACUAAUCUUACUAUCUUGCACAGCUACAUUUUGGUGAAGAUACACGUCAAACGAGGAGAUCAUAUGAAAGGUGCACGAAUGCUGAUACGAGUGGCCAACAACAUCAGCAGGUUUCCUUCUCACGUUGUUCCUAUAUUAACAUCAACAGUCAUAGAGUGCCAUCGAGCAGGGUUGAAAAAGUCUUCAUUUGGUUUUGCUGCGAUGCUUAUGAGACCAGAAUACAGAAACGAAAUAGACCUCAAGUACAAGAAGAAAAUAGAAGCUAUUGUAAG